This is a messenger RNA of Salvia splendens (bonfire salvia), 852 nucleotides long. RefSeq lists its product as uncharacterized. The coding region runs from base 1 to 852 and encodes 283 amino acids. The transcript is spliced from 4 exons. NCBI's taxonomy places the organism in Eukaryota, Viridiplantae, Streptophyta, Magnoliopsida, Lamiales, Lamiaceae. The record is from RefSeq and is a predicted model, not a curated record.
AUGAAAGAUGGUGUGCAGGGGCUGUUGUGUGGGGGUGGAGAUGACAGGUUUGACUUGCCCAUUUUGGCAAGUGGGAAGAGGCUCGGUUGCCAAGCUGCUGUCCUGCUGCUGUUCAAGGGGCCUGGCCGACGGGCCGGGCAGAUGGGCCACCAAAUCUUGGGAAUCACACAUGAACUCUCCCAAGUGCUACAAAAGAAAGAUCAAGACAUUGUUAAUGCGAUGAAUCUUGUCAAGGUAGCAAAAUCACGUCUGCAAAUAAUGAGGGAAAAAGAUUGGGAUGUAUUGCUUGCUGAUGUUUCUAAGUUUUGUAGCAAAUAUGAACUGGAUGUGCUUGACAUGGAAGAUGAGUUUGUAGCUCGAAAAAAAGGAAGAAGUAGUGCUGAGAAAAUGAAGAAUCUCCACUAUUAUCGAGUUGAGCUCUUUUGUUCUGUUAUUGACUUGCAAGCUCAAGAGUUGAAUCAACGUUUUGAUGAAGUCAACACAGACUUAGUUUUAUGCAUGUCAUGUUUUGAUCCUAGGGAUUUAUUUUCUGCAUUUGAUUUGGAGAAGCUGCUUCGUCUUGCACGGUAUUAUCCUUCUGAAUUUUCUGAAGUUGCUUUGUCCGAGCUUAAAAGUCAACUUGAGAACUUUAUUUUCGAUGUGCGCAUAGAUGAAAAGUUUUCACAAAUAUCAGGAAUCAGUGGUCUUGCUCAAAAGAUGGUUUCUACAAGGAAACAUGAAGUUUUUCCAAUGGUUUAUUCAUUAGUUAAGUUGUCAUUGAUCUUACCAGUUGCCACUGCAUCAGUAGAAAGAGCCUUUUCAGCAAUGAAGAUCAUCAAGACUUCUCUACCGGUUUCAGAAGAUGAAGAAUAG